GACCGCUUCAGUUUGCCAGCGUCUGCCGCUCAACGAGCCACGAUCUGAGGCAACAUGAGCUGUCCCUAUGCAGGAAAUGGAAACGACCAUGAUGAUUCGGCAGUGCCCUUGACCACAGAGGUAGGCAAAAUCUAUGGGGAGUAUCUGAUGCUGGACAAGCUGUUGGAUGCUCAGUGUAUGCUCUCAGAGGAGGACAAGCGACCUGUUCACGAUGAGCACCUGUUCAUCAUCACGCAUCAGGCCUAUGAGCUUUGGUUCAAGCAGAUCAUCUUUGAAUUCGACUCUAUAAGGGACAUGCUGGAUGCUGAGGUCAUCGAUGAGACCAAGACCCUGGAGAUUGUCAAGCGACUGAACCGAGUAGUUCUCAUCCUGAAGCUACUGGUGGACCAGGUACCCAUCUUAGAGACUAUGACACCGCUGGACUUUAUGGACUUCCGCAAGUACUUAGCCCCAGCAUCGGGAUUCCAGUCCCUGCAGUUCCGACUAAUCGAGAACAAGCUGGGUGUGCUGACCGAGCAGCGGGUGAGGUACAACCAGAAGUACUCGGAUGUCUUCAGCGACGAGGAGUCUCGCAAUGCAGUUCGGAGCUCGGAGAAGGAUCCCUCGUUACUAGAGCUGGUGCAGCGUUGGCUGGAGAGAACGCCUGGCCUUGAGGAGAGUGGCUUCAACUUCUGGGCCAAGUUCCAGGAGAGUGUGGAUCGAUUCCUGGAGGCCCAAGUCCAGAGUGCCAUGCAGGAACCGGUGGAGAAGGCCAAAAACUAUCGUCUGAUGGACAUUGAGAAACGGCGUGAGGUUUACCGCUCCAUCUUCGAUCCGGCGGUUCACGAUGCCCUGGUGCGACGUGGUGAUCGCCGGUUUAGCCAUCGAGCCCUCCAAGGGGCCAUCAUGAUCACCUUCUAUCGAGAUGAGCCAAGGUUCAGUCAGCCCCAUCAGCUGCUCACCCUGCUGAUGGACAUCGAUUCGCUGAUCACCAAGUGGCGAUAUAAUCACGUGAUCAUGGUGCAACGCAUGAUUGGAUCCCAGCAGCUUGGCACUGGUGGCUCGUCCGGAUAUCAAUAUCUGCGCUCUACUCUCAGUGAUCGGUAUAAGGUGUUCUUGGAUCUGUUUAACCUGUCCACUUUCCUGAUUCCCAGGGAGGCGAUUCCACCGCUGGAUGAGACCAUUCGCAAGAAGCUGAUUAAUAAAAGUGUCUAAGCUUCGGCAAGGGUUCGACACAAACUGUCUUUGGCUAUGACUUACUUUUCUUUUAAACGGCAAUUGCUUUUUUUUGUAAUAAACUUUUAGUCUUUGUUAA
Molecule: messenger RNA, 1294 nt
Organism: Drosophila eugracilis
Lineage: Eukaryota; Metazoa; Arthropoda; Insecta; Diptera; Drosophilidae
Gene: vermilion
Product: tryptophan 2,3-dioxygenase
Exons: 6
Coding region: 55-1194 (379 amino acids)
Molecular function (GO): heme binding; metal ion binding; L-tryptophan 2,3-dioxygenase activity
Source: RefSeq, a predicted model, not a curated record